AUGUCGGACGGCCAUGUUCCCGCAUCCGCCGGCGGCGAUGGCGAAAAAGUCCAGCCUGUCGCUUCCGCCUCUGCCUCCGCCUCCGCCGACUCCAGCGUCGUGGCUGCGCCGCAAUUCGCCGCUACGUUUCAGCAGGAGGAUUUCUGGACUCGGUGCGGACUCAGCGGCAAGUCGUUCCAGAAACGCCACUACGGAAGGGGAGUUGUCGAACUGGACCGCGCGAUGAAGACGCGGCAUUUGCACAUGAUUGCUAUUGGCGGCUCCAUCGGUGCUGGUUUCUUUGUCGGCUCUGGCGGCGCCUUGUCCAAGGGUGGCCCUGCUUCCAUCUUGAUCUGCUUCUCCAUUGUCGGCUUCAUGGUCUUCAACGUCGUCUUUGCUCUCGGUGAAUUGGCCGUCAUGUACCCCAUCUCGGGCGGCUUCUACGCCUACGCCACCCGCUUCAUUGACCCGUCGUUUGGCUUCGCCGUCGGCUGGAACUACCUCUUCCUGUGGCUGGUCGUCCUCCCCAUGGAGCUCACCGUAUCCGGCCUCGUCAUACAGUACUGGGACAGGGAAACCAGCGUCGCCGUCUACAUCACCGUCUUCCUGCUGGCCGUCGUCAUCAUCAACAUCUUUGGCAGCAUCGGCUACGCCGAGGAGGAGUUUUGGGCCUCGCUGAUCAAGCUUAUCUCUGUCAUCGUCUUCAUCCUCAUCGCGCUGGUCCUGGUCCUCGGCGGCGGCCCUAAAGACGGUCGCUACGGCGAGUACUGGGGCGCCCGCUACUGGAACGACCCCGGCGCCUUUCGCAACGGUUUCCGCGGCUUCUGCUCUGUCUUCGUCACCGCCGCCUUUUCCUUCACCGGGACCGAACUCGUCGGCUUGGCGGCUGCCGAGACGGCCAACCCCGUCAAGUCGAUGCCCAGCGCCAUCAGGCAAGUGUUUUGGCGCGUCAUCUUGUUCUACGUCCUGGGCUUGUUCUUCGUCGGGCUGCUGGUUCCCGCCGAUGACCCCCGGCUGCUUUCCAGCCAGGCCUACACCGACGUCAAGGCGUCGCCCUGGGUCCUUAUCGGCGCCUACGCUAAGCUUAGCGGCCUGGACCACUUCAUGAACGCCAUCAUUCUUAUUUCCGUUCUGUCCAUUGGGGUCUCGGCCGUCUUUGGUGGCUCCCGCACGCUUACGGCUCUUGCGCAGCACGGCUACGCCCCGAAGCUGUUUACGUAUAUUGACCGAUCCGGACGCCCGCUACCGUCGGUUGUUGUCCUCAUCCUGACCGGACCUCUGGCCUACAUCAACCUCAGUGCUUCAGGACCUACGGUUUUCGAAUGGCUGCAGGCCAUUUCCGGCUUGGCAGUUCUGUUUGCCUGGGGGGCCAUCUGCCUCUCGCACAUCCGCUUCCGCGCUGCAUGGACGCAUCACGGCCACUCCGUCGACGAGAUUCCCUUCCGAGCGGCCUUUGGGGUCUACGGCUCGUGGAUCGGCUUGAUUCUGUGUUUUGUCGUGCUUGUCGCUCAGUUCUUCACUGCCAUUGCCCCUCCUGGGCUGGAUGGACUGACCAACGUGGAGGGCUUCUUCAAGUCGUAUCUAGCCUUCCCUGUCCUGAUUGCCUUUUGGGUCGGUGGCUUCGUGUGGAAGCGCUCUGGGUGGCUGCGCCUAGAUCAGAUUGAUGUCGAUUCUGGCCGACGCGAGCUGGAUUAUGACCAGAUCCGGGCGCACAAGGAGGAACUUCAAGCCAUGCCAACCUGGCGACGGGCCAUGCAUAGACUGUUUUGA
Messenger RNA from Ustilaginoidea virens, 1749 nucleotides. RefSeq lists its product as uncharacterized. Gene Ontology annotation, cellular component: membrane. The transcript has 4 exons. The record is from RefSeq and is a predicted model, not a curated record. Gene Ontology annotation, biological process: amino acid transmembrane transport. Gene Ontology annotation, molecular function: amino acid transmembrane transporter activity. NCBI's taxonomy places the organism in Eukaryota, Fungi, Ascomycota, Sordariomycetes, Hypocreales, Clavicipitaceae. Bases 1 to 1749 code for a protein of 582 amino acids.